AAACUGUUGACUCCGACAUUUUUAUUACGUAAACUUGACCCAAGCGGAACAACUUUACGUUGGUGAAAUGUUCCCUCACGGACGUUGCAUGGCGUAACAUCCGAGAUUAGCAAGGGUCAUCUCCAUGAGUAAAUACUGGAACAUCGGUGCAUUCUUUACAAAUACGGGACAAAACCUCACCCACUGACACAUGUGGAGACAACAUGGCAGCAGAGACUUCAAGAAGUGCUCACCGCCUCCAAGAUGACAGUUAUUCCACCGCGCCGGAGGUUAGUUCGCCACAUAAACAGCAUGCACAGUCAAAAACAAAGCAAAAGAAGAAAUCUGCAAAGAAAAAAGCAACCAGUAGCCCUGAGGUACCUCCAGAGAAAAGUGCAACUGAACUGAGUCAACAAGCAGCCGAGAACACAGAGCUGAGUGCAGAAGAACAGUUUAAAAGGCAACUGGACUGGUGUAUUGAGCAACUGGAACUGGGAAUGAAGUCACAAAAGGCCACUCCAAAGCAGAGGGAAGACGCGUCUCAUGCGCUCAAAACACUACGCAGCUCCAAAGCUCCCAUGGUCAAGAAGAGGCAAGCGAUGAGGGCCAUGGCGGGAGAUUACAGGAAAAAAAUGGAGGAAGAGAAGAGCAAGCAGUUCAAACUCAUCCAGAGUGAACUUAAAUCCGCUCAGGUCAAAGUAAAGUCAGAGUCACCCAAAAAAUCGGUUUUCCAUCGGAGAGCUGAAGCCAAACAGAGCCAGGCCUCAGAGGGGAACCGGACGCCGACUGAAGUUCAAGAUACAAACCUGAAGACUCUUCCAGAAACGUCUACCUUUGUGUUCGCUGCGUCAAAACAGGAGUUUCGUUUCAACUUUUUAUCAUUUUGAACUCUUGACAAAAUGUUGUAACAAAUACAAUAUUUUGACCCUGUCAUGAAGCUAAAUAAGGUAACCAGAAAAUCCAUUUUUUUGUAGCUUGUCCUUUGAAAUGUGGGUAGACAAGCUGAAGAAAACAUGGGAAAAACACGCAAACGCCACAUGGAUUCUAACCCAAGACCUUUCGACUGUGAGGCAGACAUGCUAACCACCAUGCUGCCCUAACCAGAACAUAAUAAACAUACUUUUUAAUGAU
Molecule: messenger RNA, 1110 nt
Organism: Phyllopteryx taeniolatus (common seadragon)
Lineage: Eukaryota; Metazoa; Chordata; Actinopteri; Syngnathiformes; Syngnathidae
Gene: c19h8orf33
Product: chromosome 19 C8orf33 homolog
Exons: 5
Coding region: 204-866 (220 amino acids)
Source: RefSeq, a predicted model, not a curated record